Messenger RNA from Bombina bombina (fire-bellied toad), 2356 nucleotides. RefSeq lists its product as uncharacterized. NCBI's taxonomy places the organism in Eukaryota, Metazoa, Chordata, Amphibia, Anura, Bombinatoridae. Bases 374 to 2356 code for a protein of 660 amino acids. The transcript has 16 exons. The record is from RefSeq and is a predicted model, not a curated record.
UACCCGCAUCAAGUGAGCAUCAAUUGGCUCAUCUGCCAGAACACCGUCUCUAUAGUCCAACCUUGUAUGCUGUCACGUGUCAGCACGGUUCCUCCUUCACACGCCCUUUUGUACGCCAUUGGCUUUAACCGUGCGAGGCUCAGCCCUUCCUUGAUUCAGUUAUCCAAUUAGAAACUGCUGCUUUUUACGAACUGGAGAAGUUGUGUCUGUUGGCUGUAAACAGCUGAGAACUGAUGCUAGGCCCAAAUUUUAUUCUGGCUGGUACUGGACUUCCAUGACCCGGACUGAGCCUGCGACAGAAGGUUGUCAGCAGUGUGAGUGGGAUUUAGAAGCUGCUCCUGACAUCAUCACUGAUCCUCCCUAGACUGGCAAAAUGCAAGCAAUCAUGGGACAUUCUGUAGAUGGUAAUAAUAAGUCAUCUUUAAAUCAAAAUAACCAAGGAAAAGAGAAUUGUUUGGGCGCUCCAGCAUGCAAACUGCAGGGUAAGAAAAAUCCAACUGUGCAAGAUCCAAAAUGCAGUCGACUUCCAGUGCCCAUAAAAACAAAACCUCCUCCUGACUUCCAGAAGAUGCAUCAAGCUUGGCAGAAUCAAUUCCAAAAGGGUAAAGCUGUCAGCAAAAAGUCCUGCACCCGUCCUUGUCCCUUUAAUCUUUCCCAGAAAGGAGAUAGGUUCCGUGUAACUCAGCCAAAUGAUGUGGGUGGUCCUGUGAAGACCACAUACCAUCAAAAAUUGAAUGUUUCUAAACCAGUCAACCCAGGCAGAGAGCCCUUGUCAGACAUGUUUAGUGGCUGGAAUAAGCAGGGGAUCCGCUUGAUGAAUUCAAAUGAUGUAGAGUUUAUAGCGGAUCCAUCAGCUCUGGAUAGUAUCCUUUGUGAUGCUGGUGUGUCACGGGCUGCCUUAGGUGCAUCUGGGAAGCUCAGCCUGGCACAGAGGGUGCCCAUGAGAGGAUCAUCAACUUCCUUUUCAUUUGGAAAUAACGUGGUCAGAAAUUCCAUGCCAGUGUAUUCCAAUUGCUUCCCGAAACUGUUGGCACAAGGUGCUGUGCAGCAGUUUAAGAAGCCUCUCUCAGACAAAAGCUUACAUCAACUUGUUGCUCCUAAACAAGAUGGUAUUCUUCACUCCCAAGUAAACCCAGUGUUACAGCAGAGGAACAUACAAACUCAGCUACUCAACAGUACUGAAUCAGACACAGAGAAGCAAAAUAUUCAAACUUCAGGCAGUAACAAACACACUGUGGAUACAGAGAAUGCUUCAGAAAAGAAGUCUAGUCCAGUACAGGAGACUGGUGAAUGUAAGGAGUCAGAAGCUGGAUCUGGAAAUUUUGUUGCAGAUUCACAGGCAUUGGCCAGUAUCCUUUCAGGUACUGGAGUGUUAGCUGGCAAUUUUGGGAAGCUCAGUUUGGCACAAAGGGUUCCAGUGCAUGACAGAAAAAGGUCUCUUAGGAGCAGCAUGGUUACUUCAAAUCCUGGUGUUUGUACGAAUAUGACAUUGGCAAAUAAAGAUCUCUUCUUAAGUCCUCUCCGUGUUCCUAAGAUUACACAGCCUAUGGAUUCCCCAGUCACUUCUGCAAGACGAGUUGCUGUUUCAAAAUCAGCCAUGCCAUUCUCCAACACCCGCUCUACUUUUAGAAGGAACCCAGUGUUCCCUAAAACACCAAGAGCCAUUGCUCUGGAAAUGGCAAACAAGCGCUUAGAGGCUGAUUCUGUUGACCUUCAGACUCCAUCAAAUCCUUCCGUUAAGUGGGCAGACAUGUUAUCUUUUGAGGCUGUCUCUGAAAAGGAAACUAUACCGGAUCACGUGGUAAUGAGGUUGUUUACAGAUGGUGAAUGUCCAGAGGAGGUUGAAAAAGACCUUAUGUUUUCUGUAGAAAAGGAAAUACCUACCCCAAAAUCAAAGGAUGUGACAGUGACCACCCCCACAUCCUUCUCUGUCCAAAACAUUGAAGAGACAGCAAUGUCAGAGAUUUCUUUUGCUAAUAACCUACCCACUUCUCAGAUAUUGCAUCCACAUUUUACACCAAUAGAUUCUGAAAGUGCUGCUGCUGUUGUCAUACCACCACCUGCCUGUACAGAAAAUAUUCGGGCCAGCUUGCCGCUAUCAUUUCUUGCACAUCCUGCUCUCAAAGCUUUACCUACCAAUACUUUGGGUCCUUGCUCUUUACCACACAUUGCACGAUUGCGUCUCCAUGCCACAGUAUCUGCAAAACAGAGGUUCUGGGAAACAUGUUUAGAUGACGAAUGUGCCUUUUACACCUCUCGUGCAACAUCGAUCUCUAAUAGAAACAAUAUUGACGAUCCCGUGGCAACUACACUGGAGAGGCAAGAAAAUCUGGUAUGGAACACAAGAGAUGUUUAA